AUGCUCCUCACCGCCGCCGUCGCCGCCGCUCCAUCCGGCCGCCGCAGCCACUCUCAUUCUCACCACAUUCACCCUCGCCCUCACCACCACCCUCGCAAUCGCAACUCCACCGCAGCCACGGCUUUUCCUCCACCGCCACAAUCCUCGCUGGCACCGCCGAACUCCGCCGCGUCCCGCCAAGAGCAAAUCAGGAACAUCAUCGGCGCACUGAUCGGCGCCGGAGACUUCAACAGCUGGGCGAACAUCCUGUCGAUAGCCCCGCCGUCCUCCCUCCCUCUCUCCGCCACUUUCUUCAUCCCCGCGGACGAUUCCCUCGUCGCCGCCUCCGGCGACGCCGCAUUCAGCGACCCGCUCGUCUUCCCUUACCACAUCGUCCCCCAGCGACUCGCCUUCGCCGAUCUCCGCCAGUUCAAGCCUCUUUCCCGACUCCCGACCCUCCUCGUCCCCAAAACGAUCCUCAUCACCAACAAUUCCGACGCCAAUUUCACCCUCGACGGCGUCCUCCUCUCCCACCCUGAUUUGUUCACUUCCCCUGCCGUCGUCGUCCACGGCAUCGCCAAUCUCAUGGACUACUCCAUCUACGGCGAUGGUCCACUCCAGACCAACUCCGAUCAGCCGCAGCAACAGCCGCAGCAGCAGCAGCAGGCGCCGCCUCAGGUUUUGGGGAAAUCGCCACCGGCGCUGUUCGUCCCCGCCGGCGAAGUAAACGGGACUCAGCCGGAGGCAGAGUCGGGAGCAGAGUGCUUACGCGCCGUGGUUUGGGGUAUCUUCUUGGUCAUUCUUUACGUUUUUCUGGCGUGA
Molecule: messenger RNA, 801 nt
Organism: Linum tenue
Lineage: Eukaryota; Viridiplantae; Streptophyta; Magnoliopsida; Malpighiales; Linaceae
Source: the annotation of a GenBank genome assembly